Messenger RNA from Ambispora leptoticha, 987 nucleotides. Lineage: Eukaryota; Fungi; Glomeromycota; Glomeromycetes; Archaeosporales; Ambisporaceae. The record is from the annotation of a GenBank genome assembly.
AUGGGAAUGUUUUCAAUACAAAAGUUAGAUAGUUGUGAAAUCGAUCAUAAGGGCAUCGAUGUUGCCAUAGGUGUUUUUAUUGCAUGUGGUCUGUUAGUUAGUUACUUACCACAGCAUUUUCGAAUUAUCCGAAUUAAAAGUAGCGAAGGAUUGAGUCCAUGGUUUUUGUUACUUGGAACAUUGUCGGGCACUUCAAGUUUAUAUAACAUGAUUAUUUUGCAAUAUCAAAUGAUCGAGUGUUGUGCGAUUGUUAGUGCUGGUCAAUGUUUUAAGAAUACACUUGGAGUAUUUCAGAUCGGAUUACAAUGGCUAAUGUUUACAAUAAUCUUCAUUCUCUUUCUUGCCUAUUUCCCGGAACAUCGUAAGCUUACACAGUACAUUCCACAUUUACAUUACGGAAAUCCACCAUCAACUCGAUCACUUGAAUGGCGAAUUUCUCUUGGCAUUGCCGUCACAGUAACCGCUCAUUUCUUGCUGGUUAGUGCUAUUUCGAUAUAUCUAUUGUCGUUCUACAAUGGAAGUUCGCAAGCGGAAUAUUGGGCCGAUUUCUUGGGUGUCGCGUCAAUGUUAUUGGCUUCCGUUCAAUAUUUGCCACAAAUUUGGCGAACUUGGCGAAGAAAGACCGUUGGAGCUCUUAGCAUUCCGAUGAUGCUUAUGCAAACACCGGGAUCUUUCUUAUUUGUUUAUUCAUUGGCUGUCAGGCCAGGAACAAAUUGGACUUCAUGGAUUGUAUUCUUAGUCACAGGCUGUCUUCAAGGCAUCUUGCUUGUUAUGUGCAUCGCUUGGCACUUUAGAGCCAAACGUCUCGGUCAUGGUCCAUUCUACGUUGGUGGUGACACAGAAUCGCUUCUUGGUCGUGAUGGACAACCAUUAUCCACGGAUUCACCUACUGAACGUACAGGAUUACUGAAUGCCGAUGGAAGACCUCCGACGGCUAGAACUCCUAGUUAUGUAAGGAAAGGCGAAGAUGAACAUUUGAUUACCUAA